UUAGAUUUCAAUUUUCUUAAUUUAUUUUGCCUAUUAAAAAAAGCUAUGGAAUCUAUCACAUAAUAUAGGGAGAAAAAAAUUGUCUGUCUUAUCAAAAUUUAAUUGAGAGAGUAUGGUGACUGAAAAUCAACUCCAAGUUUCAAAUGCAGGACAUCAAAAUGACGGAACCAAUUUUUUCAAAACUUGUUUCAAUGGACUCAAUGCCUUGACAGGUAUUGGAAUACUAUCAAUGCCAUAUGCAGUUUCUCAAGGAGGGUGGUUGAGUUUCAUGCUACUAAUUAUAUUUGCCAUGAUAUGUUGUUACACAGCUUUACUUUUAGAUAGGUGUAUGAAUGCACAUCCAAGAAUCAAAUCUUAUGCUGAUAUAGGAGAGGUUGCUUUUGGGUACAAAGGAAGAGUUGUAAUGGCUACUUUUAUUUACAUAGAAUUGUUUUUAGUUGCUGUGGAGCUUCUUAUAUUAGAAGGAGACAAUUUGGAGAAGCUUUUUCCAAAUAUGAGAUUCACAAUCUUUGGCCUAAGAAUUGGUGGUAAAAGUGGUUUUGUAAUUCUCACUGCUUUGGCAAUAUUACCAACAACAUGGUUGAGAAAUUAUGGAGCUCUAGCAUAUAUUUCUAUUGGUGGAGUAUUUACUUCUAUUGUGCUAAUUGGUUGUGUUGUGUGGGUGGGUGAAGUUGAUGGUGUUGGAUUUAACGAAAGAGGAAAAUUUGUGAAUUUAAGAGGAUCUUCUACUUCUAUGAGCCUUUUUGCUUUUUGUUACAAUGUUCAUGCAUUACUUCCCACAAUACGCAAUUCCAUGAGUGAAAGAAAACAAUUUUCCAAGGUUGUGAUGGUAUGUUUUGUGGUAAGCGCUACUAUCUAUGGAACUAUUGCCAUUUUAGGCUACAUGAUGUAUGGAGAUAAUUUGAAGUCACAAAUCACAUUAAAUUUACCCAUAAGCACUAUAAGUACUAAAAUAGCAAUCUAUUCCACCGUAAUUAAUCCUUUCACAAAAUAUGCUAUUCUUAUCAGCCCAAUAACAAUUGCUAUCGAGGAUAAAUGGCAUCUAUGCAUGAGCAAACCUAUUAGCAUUAUUGUUAGAACAACAAUUGUAGUUAGUAGUGUAAUUGUGGCACUAUUCCUUCCCUUUUUUGCGUACAUUAUGGCCUUCAUUGGUGCAUUCUUGAGUGUUGCAAUUUCAUUGUUGUUCCCUUGCCUUUGCUACCUAAAGAUAAACAAAGCUGCUAUGAGACUUGGGUUAGAGGUGAUAAUGAUUAUUGGAAUUGUAGUCAUUGGUACGUUUAUUGGAAUACAUGGUACCUAUAUAUCUGUGGGGCAUAUAGUAAAUCAGAUGAAGCAUUGAAGGGGUAUGCUUAAUGCUAACUAAUAUUAGGUUAGAUUGCAUUUUUGGUCCCUUAACUAUUUAGAUAGUAUCGCUUUGGUCCCUUAGUUAAAAUUCGAUUUAUUUUGAUCCCUUAACUUCUCUAUGUUACAUAUUUUGGUCCUU
This is a messenger RNA of Medicago truncatula (barrel medic), 1483 nucleotides long. Its product is annotated as amino acid transporter AVT1I. The coding region runs from base 113 to 1339 and encodes 408 amino acids. Gene Ontology annotation, cellular component: vacuolar membrane. Gene Ontology annotation, biological process: amino acid transmembrane transport. The record is from RefSeq and is a predicted model, not a curated record. Lineage: Eukaryota; Viridiplantae; Streptophyta; Magnoliopsida; Fabales; Fabaceae. The transcript is spliced from 3 exons. Gene Ontology annotation, molecular function: L-amino acid transmembrane transporter activity.